Molecule: messenger RNA, 630 nt
Organism: Penicillium bovifimosum
Lineage: Eukaryota; Fungi; Ascomycota; Eurotiomycetes; Eurotiales; Aspergillaceae
Product: DUF5321 domain-containing protein
Exons: 2
Coding region: 1-630 (209 amino acids)
Source: RefSeq, a predicted model, not a curated record
AUGGCUACGAUUUUCAGAUCCAGGCCCUUUGGGCUGGGCGCGUACUUCUCUCCCGCUUCGUUCACGUUACAUGCGUCACGGCAAUGUCGCGCUCGCGCUGGACGCUCAUAUUCGACUUCCGAUCGCCUCCCGAAGAUCGCGGACACUUCAGUAUGGACGGCGAUGAUUCCGCGGUUUAUUCGCAAUGGGAGGACGCGCAAAGAUCCCACAAAAGCGAAAUCUAAAGAGUGGAACCCGGCUACGUUUUAUAUCAUCAUUUUUACGCUGAUCGGCUCGCAAGCCAUUCGCAUGAUCACUUUGAAGAACGGCUAUGCGGCGUAUACGCGGACGACGGAUGCUAAGAUUGAGCUCUUGCGGGAGGUGAUUGCUCGAGUCAAGAAUGGAGAGAAGGUCGAUGUGGAAAAGCUGCUGGGGACUGGCGAUGAGGCGAAGGAAAGAGAAUGGGAUGAAGUACUACGCGAGAUCGAAGCCGAAGACUCUCUGUGGCAUCAGAAGAAGAGUGCUGAGGCACAAGCUGAGAAAGUGCAGGAGUCCGUGAAAGAGCAGAAGCAAACUACAAAGCCUGUCGAAGAAAAGAGGGACGAGGAGGUUGUUAAGACAGAGUCUACAGGCAGGCUGAGAUUCUAUUGA